AUGAACCCCUUCUUAUACAAGUUGGUAGUGGGAGUUGUUCUGGCAUUCAAAGCAAGUUCUGUUCAGGGAGCCCAACAGCGUGACAUCCUCGCUACAUGUACGACGGACACUGGAGCAACCACAUGUGGCCUCGGCGUUGGUGCUACUGCUUCGACGAUUGCAUUUGCGAGCAACAGUGCCUCAACAUGGAGUCAGACGUUCUACGCUACCAGCCUGACAGAAUUUGCAGCGGCCACCGCGACCACACCAACGACCAUCACCACGACAGAUACCACGGGCGAGACAGUUGAAGCCGUCAUCUUCACUGGAGGCCUUGCAUGGCUCGCGGUUCCCAAGGCCGGAGUUCCUCCAGUCGACCCGCCACAACCCCCUAUCUCUGGCCCUCCUGUUACGACCAAGCCUGAUCCAACAACUACAUCGACCUCAUCUUCAAGCAGCACGACCGACCGUGGAACGCAGACGGCCAUAUCCAACCCUGUACCGAAGAACAUGAGGUCUAUCCUUGAUCAGAUACCUGUCUACUACGACGACAAUGACAUCGAAUGCGUCAGUCCCUCGAAAGACAUCCCGGUCAUCGAACAAGCAAAAGCUAGCCAGAUCAUCGACGACUUUUGUAAGGACAAGUCCAACCAGACUGCGAUUCCAGGGACUCCGAUUGAACAAGUUAUCAGCCUCGGGGCUGGAAGAAACAUCAACGUCAGCGUGUCUGCGUAUCCACUCUGCUCAGAUACUUUCAGCAGCUGGACCAUUGACGAAUCGGACUGCAAGUUCUUCCUUGGCGAGGCUUUGAAUGGCUGUCAAACAAACACAUUGUUGAAGUCGGGAGGUACCGUGAAGGAUGCUUGUCUAGACUGGACGUUGCAAAUGGAGUUCAACCCGGGGGAUCUAGUGUGCAAAGGCACAGCUCUGGGGACCGGCGUCAACCGCGACGAAGCAUUCGACGCCAUCCACCAAUUCUGCGGCAAAUACGCCGGAAGCAUCAGCACGCCCGACAUCAGCAACACGGAAACCUACAAAGAAAUCCUGGGCAACAGCGAGAUGGUCCUCUCCCUCGAAUACAGCUCCGACAAAACCUGUCCCCAACAAGGCGAUGAGGCCCGAUACCUCAUCGAAGGAACCUCCUGCGAGCGCUUCCUCCGUCGUACCAUUGAUGACUGCAACACGGACUUCACCACCACCACGGGUAAAUACGGCGGCAAUAUAACGGACGCAUGCGGUGUCUACACCUUCUCCACGCAAAUCAACGAGAAGACGCUCUGCGGUGGCAAGCACGACAUCCCCGCCAUGAAGAGGGACGACGCCGUCGCCGCGAUCAAUCAAUUCUGCGAUCGAGACCAAACGCUAGAUCCGAGCUUCAAUCCCGGCGGACAUUUCUACCAGACGCCGCCUGAGGGCGCGAGUUGGGAUACUUAUGUCGCUGUGGGGUAUGCGAUUAAGAUGGAGGCGAUUUUUGGAGAUUUGGGGUUCCAGACGGGAUGUGCGCCGGGGAGGAAGUUUGGGACGAAGGGGGACGAGUGUAGGAGGAAGUUGAUGACUGUGGUGGAGCAAUGUCCGUUGAGUGAUGGGGGACAGUUGAGUGAUAAUACGCUGAAUGGGUGUGCUUUGUGGUCGAUUUAUGGGAAUAAGGCUUGA
Molecule: messenger RNA, 1632 nt
Organism: Zasmidium cellare ATCC 36951
Lineage: Eukaryota; Fungi; Ascomycota; Dothideomycetes; Mycosphaerellales; Mycosphaerellaceae
Exons: 3
Coding region: 1-1632 (543 amino acids)
Source: RefSeq, a predicted model, not a curated record